UAUAAACCAUCUGCGCUGUUUAAGUGGGCUCUAAUGGAGGAUGAAUGUGUAUGGGACAAUUAAUGGAUCACAGAAGCAUUACAGUAGCUCUGAAAAUCCUGCAGUUUAUACUUUGUAUAAAGGAAUCAUAAUCUUUAUUAGCUUAUACUUUAUAUCAUAACACAGUGGGUGUUAUUAUAUAUUAGCUUGAAUACACGCACACACACAAUACAUAUAAACCUAAAAGGAAUUACUGUACUGAUUUAAUACUGAAUACUUUUCUUCUUUAUAUGGUAACUUUUGUCAGCUGUAAAGAAAAAUGUUUUAUGGUUUUACCCUGUAACACCAAUAAUGUGUCCUUAUGGAAAAUUAAGCAUGGUUUUAUUGUAUUAUUAUUAUAGUAAAAGUGUAGUCUUUAAAUUUUUCUGGAAUAUUGAACAGUUUGAGUUCAGACAGAGAGUUCAGACGAAGACCUUUUAUGUGCACGCGCUGCUAAAGUUUCAUUACUAGUAAUGUAUUAUUAUAACUAAUUAUUUUUUAAUAUAUAUAUUAGGAAAACGCUUAAAGACAAACUAGUCCACCACAAAUAAUCAAAUUAUUCUAUGCCCUGGAAUAAAGUAGACGAUUAUAAUCAAAUUAGGAUCAAUUAAACGGUAGAUUGGAUUGUGCGUGCGUGUUUGCGCAUCACGUCCUCAGGCAGGCCAAGUGAUGUUGUGCGCAUGCGCACUGUAAAUCACCAAAGCUGUAAUAUCACCGAGCCUUGUUUUUCUAGUACGCAGCAGACGCUCAACAGAGAUAGAGAAAUGUAAUCAGAAUUCAUAAGGAUGUAAGAAUAAAAAUGUGCAUCUUUAUCCAACGUUAAAGCAUAAGAAACGGAAAAGAAAGGAGUGGGUGAUUAUUUCAUUAUGUCUGCCAAUAACAACAUGAUGUCCAAGAAGAUCCGGACAGAGUACAUGAAGAAGUACAGAGAUCCCAAGUGGGAGACGUUCUCGAAAAGUUACGAGGACUCUGUGAAAUACAGACUGACGCGGAGGGUGAUGGAGCAGACACACAGGCCGUUAUUCGCGGACGAAUGGGACAGCGGGUCCGACUCGAGCGGAAGCUCCAGUCCCAAACUUCAGGAGGGGUACGUCUCAAAUGCCAAACACUACACAUCCUCCUCAGAGUCCAGGAAGGAGAACGCAGAGGUCCUGGACUCCUGGAAGCCACAGGUGAAUGGAGAAGUUCACACGGAUACGAGUGCAACCGUGGAAAGCUCUCUUCCCUUGGAGAAUGGUUAUAAAGAUGUGACUCCUAACGGACCAUCAGAAUCAAAUCCAAAACGACGACAGAUACGCAGAGUGCCCCGAUCAGAGCCCUGCUACCCUGAUAAGCAGCUGGAUAGUGAUGGAUCUCAAAUAUCUGUAUCGAGAAAACCAUCCAGGGCCAAGAGCCAGCCACCGAGGAGCACCAAGGAGCGGACGUCCAACCGUGAGAACAGACAGUCUUUUAUCCAUCGUGACUGGGCAGAGAGACACAUUGAGACCAGGGACAGAAGGACACCAAAUAUGAGAGUGUCUGUGUCCGCUGGAGAGAUCCAUCGGGCCGACGUGGGCGUCCAGACACGCAGAGAGGGUAAGAAAGGUGGACGAUCAUCAGAGCACCGGCGGGCGAGGUCAGCUGACCCGGAGAAGUCCCGAAGAUCAGCGCUGAGUGUGACGAACGAGCGCUGGAUGACCGAGUACAUGCGCUGCUUCUCUGCUCGACUGAGGUAGAUCAAGAUCCCAAACCAGCUCUACAGGACCGUCACAGAGAGCACCGGACAAAAACUGAAUACAAAGAUAACACGCACUCCUUUAAAUUCGAUAGCAAAUGCAGUUAUUCAUAAAAAUAUUUUUAAACAUCUUAUUUUUUUGACGCUGGCUACAAUCACUUUGCAAUGAAUGCAUUUAAGGACCAAACAUUUAAAUAUUAGACCAAAACACCUUUGCUAUCACAAAUACUUUAAUAUUUUCAGUAUCUUGGAAUUUCAUGCUCAUGUUAUUGUCAGUGUUUGGUGGUUAUUAGAAAGUUUCAGAUAUUCUGGUCUGACUUUUAACAUGGGCUGCAGGGAUUUAAUGAUCAAAACUAAUUUCUGAGAGGACCACACAUUUCUUAUUAAAAAGGAUUUGUUUCUGAGUCGGAUGAUUGUUUCCAGAAUGUUCUUCUAGACGCUCCAGGCUGCCUGUCAUUAAACUCUUCUGAAUGUGAUCGACUGAUGUCUGGUUUGUUUUAAUCGAUCACACGCUCAAUGAAUCUGUGUUAGAAGUGCAGUGCUGUUCAAGUCGUGAAAUGUUUACUAAAAAAGUGUAUUUUCCUCACCGAGCACCUACAAUCAUCAUUUGAAUCCACUUUUUGCACAAAGAUGUCAAGUUAAUAAUAUUUUUAGAUGGAGAAAUGAUUGAGGGCUAGUUGAAGGCCAUCAUUUGAUUCUUGUGAAUGUGAUCAUUUAUUAUGCGUUGAGUAAUUUAUUAGAGCACAGAUUUGGUAUGAAAAUACACAUUUGCUCACAUGUACAGUAUAUUUUUUGCUUUUCUGUGAUAUUUAAGAUGCAUCAGCACUGAUGAUGUCAGAGACACAUUGAAUGAGCCGUGACGCUUUACUCGGGGGACAUUUCCUCUGCUCUUUAUCUUAAUAACUGGACUUAUUUAUUAAUUCAGUCAGUUAUUCACUUGCUUAUGAUUUCAUUAAAGGAAACUCAUUCUGUUUAAGGCUGCUGACGCUGAUGUUCUUGAAUGAAGUUGUUGAUUUUCUUCAGCAAUGUUUACAUUUUGAACUCUGUAUUUGUACAUGAGAACAUGCACUGGUGGAUAUAUUUUCAUCUGCAGAACAGAAAUAAUCCUUAUGCAUUGCAGUGAAUAAACUAUGUUUGAGUAACAGCAUUUCUCUUCCAUA
Molecule: messenger RNA, 2892 nt
Organism: Carassius auratus (goldfish)
Lineage: Eukaryota; Metazoa; Chordata; Actinopteri; Cypriniformes; Cyprinidae
Product: centriole, cilia and spindle-associated protein-like
Exons: 4
Coding region: 885-1733 (282 amino acids)
Biological process (GO): regulation of mitotic spindle assembly
Cellular component (GO): spindle; centriole; ciliary transition zone
Molecular function (GO): microtubule binding
Source: RefSeq, a predicted model, not a curated record